AUGGCUAUUUUCUUGUAUAUCUGCUUUUUGCUAUCCCUAGCAUCCGCUUCUACAGUGGUAGACCUGGGCUAUGCUCGCUAUGAGGGUCAUACCCUAUCCACCGGAGUCACACAGUGGCUUGGCAUGCGGUUUGCUGCUCCUCCUGUAGGAGAUCUGCGAUUUGCUGCCCCGCAGGAUCCUUUGUCUGUCGAGGGAAUACAGCAAGCAACUGAGCAUGGAAGUAUAUGCAUCCCCACAGCAGGAAGUGAAGGCCGGGCAGUCCCAAAACUGCCUGUCUUCUUUUGGAUCCAAGGAGGAGGCUUUGCUGCCAAUUCAAAUGCCAACUAUGACGGCACUGGGUUGAUCAAGGCAUCCGGAAACAAUAUGGUGGUGGUCACUUUCAACUAUCGGGUUGGACCUUACGGAUUCCUUGCCGGAGAAGAGAUUGAAAAAGGAGCCAGUCUGAACAAUGGUCUGAAAGACCAACGCAAGGCCCUGAAGUGGGUUCAGGAGCAUAUCAGCAAAUUUGGUGGAGAUCCCAAACAUGUUGUUAUUGGUGGUAGUAGUGCAGGUGCUGCCUCGGUGACUCUCAUGCUCUCCGCAUACGGUGGUAAAGAUGAAGGUCUGUUUGUUGCAGCAGCUGCAGAGUCACAGAGCUUUGCGCAGAUGCUCAACGUCACCGAAAGUCAAUUCGCAUACGACGCACUGGUAACUGCGACUGCAUGUGACAGUAGUCAAAAUACCCUGGCAUGUCUGCGCAACCUCGAUGUCAAUGCUUUGCAACAGAAGAACGUCAACAGACCCCACCCAGGAGCAAAAGGGAAGCCGUUAUACCUGUAUGGUCCCACAGUUGACGAGGACCUGGUGCCAGACUACACCUACCGCCUCUUCCAAGAAGGCAAAUUCAUCAAGGUACCAGUGAUAUUUGGCGAUGAUACCAACGAAGGCACGAAAUUCGUUCCCAAGAGCACCUCUAGUGUCGACGAGGCAGACACGUUCAUCCAGAACCAAUUUCCAGCAAUAACACGGGACCAUCUUGACAGGAUCAACAGUAUAUAUCUUACUCCAGACCAGACGAAGGAAUUCCCUGGUGCUGGGUCCUACUGGCGGCCGGCAAGCACGGCGUACGGUGAAAUGCGCUACAUCUGUCCCGGAAUUGACUUGUCUUCUAUUUACGCAGCGGCAGGUGUCCCAAGCUGGAACUACCACUACGCAGUUCAGGACCCCGCCGACGAGAGCUCAGGAGUGGGCACACCACACACCGUCGAAGUGAAUGCGAUCUGGGGUCCGACCAAUACUAACAAGAAAGCUCCAGCUUCGUACUACACCACCAACGCAGGCAUCGUGCCCGUGAUGCAGGGUUACUGGACAAGCUUCAUUACGUCUCUGGACCCGAACACCAAACGUCUUCCUUCCAGUCUGAAAUGGCAGACUUGGGGUCAAGGUGGUGAUGGAUACCAGCGGAUCUUCAUUCGGACCAACCAGACCAAGAUGGAGACGGUGCCACAGGGACAGAGAAGCCGAUGUGAAUACUUGACUAGCAUCGGUAUUGAUUUGAAGCAGUAG
Penicillium mononematosum is the source of this 1545-nucleotide messenger RNA. RefSeq lists its product as uncharacterized. The transcript is spliced from 4 exons. The record is from RefSeq and is a predicted model, not a curated record. NCBI's taxonomy places the organism in Eukaryota, Fungi, Ascomycota, Eurotiomycetes, Eurotiales, Aspergillaceae. The coding region runs from base 1 to 1545 and encodes 514 amino acids.